This is a messenger RNA of Prorocentrum cordatum, 1512 nucleotides long. NCBI's taxonomy places the organism in Eukaryota, Dinophyceae, Prorocentrales, Prorocentraceae. The record is from the annotation of a GenBank genome assembly.
GCCAUUUUGGCUCAAGCAAUUUUUGGCUCCGGCUUUGCAGCCGCGCCCCCGAAAAGCCCGCUUCCCACCUCGAACUGCCCGCUGUGCCUGCCGCCAUGCCUGCACCUCGCGCCCAGGCCGGCGCCCCACUGGCGCUGUGCCUGCUGGCCAUGGCCUUGGCCGAUCUGACAUGCCCCGGGGGCCCCGAGGCGUGCCAGGCGGAGCACGAGGACGUGGGCCUGCUGCAGAGUCUGCGGCAGAGCGCCCGUGCGGCGGUCGGCGGGAGGGCGCCCCCUGCCGAGCCCGAGCCCGACGGCAGCUCCGCCUCCAACCCCUGCGCGGGCACGAUGCCGACGGACCCGGCCUUCGACAGGUUUCCCUGCUUCUCAGACGGUGUGGUGCAGGCGUUGGAGCAGGCCGGCGGCAACAUCACCGAGGGCUUUGUGGGCGGCAUGGACGUGGGGGGUCGCAAGCCCUGGAACCAGACGUUCGCCGAGGGGGGCCUCUGCCCCGUCAACGUGCACUGGCACCUCGGCACCGAGCACCUCUCCAUGGGCGAGUUCGACGAGAGCGGCUCUGGCCCCGCCGCGGGCCACGAGGGCGAUAACGAGAGCGUCCGCCUGGGCUUCCAGUGCCACCUCUACGACGAGAGCGACCCCAAGUUCACCACCCCGUACGACUGGAAGUACUGCGACCCCUCAAUGCAGGUCGGGCAGACCUACGAGGUUCACUGGCCGCACUCGGCCGCUGGCGACUGCGGCACUCCAUACCAGUACCAGACGCCCUUCCUGGACGGCGUGUUCUGCAAUGCGGCCACCGUCCAGCUGUCCCCACUCCAGGACAAGGUCGGAGUGCACGGGCAGGUCUUUGUCAUCGUUAACGACGAGGACUAUUACUACCCCGACAUGAUGAAGGGCAUGAUCGUGGAGCCCAGCAGCGGCCUUGGCAGUGACAUCGCCUACUACACGGGCUCGACGACCGGCACGACCGUCAACAACGAGAUGUGCUCCGCGUACUCUCCCAUCACCUGGCAGGUCGACCGAAAGUGCCACCUCAUCUCGGCUUCGUCUUUCGACAAGCUGUGCGCCGACAUGAUGUCCCAGGCGGACGACAUGUCGGCGGACCUGCACGCGCACGGGUCCCGCGAGCUCGUCGCAGCCCCGCUGCAGGCCAACAACAUGGAGAGCUGAUAAUAAGGCGCAGCUUUCGUGAGUCCGUCGCGUCGACAACACGCCGCCGUCGGACCCGAAUGAUACAGUACAGCCAAAGUUUCUUCAAGCGCUUCCGAGUCAAGUUGAUUCCCCACUCAGUGUUCCCACGUCUCGCCAAUAGUUCUUUAGGGCUUCGCGCCCGCCAGAGCCGCGCUGCUCGCAAGUUUCGCGUUUGCAUAGCACUGGGGUUUCCCGAUCUCUCGCGGCUGCGCUGCAGAGCGGGCAGCGCGUUGCAGCGCAGCCGCGCGCGAGAUGUCGUCGUCCGCGCUCCCGCGCGGCGCGUGAUCGACGUGAUGUUUUGCCAGCCGCGUGCGGAAGAAAA